Candoia aspera is the source of this 2807-nucleotide messenger RNA. It is a transcript of the gene ABLIM2, whose product is annotated as actin binding LIM protein family member 2. The record is from RefSeq and is a predicted model, not a curated record. Gene Ontology annotation, cellular component: actin cytoskeleton. The coding region runs from base 366 to 2291 and encodes 641 amino acids. NCBI's taxonomy places the organism in Eukaryota, Metazoa, Chordata, Lepidosauria, Squamata, Candoiidae. Gene Ontology annotation, biological process: lamellipodium assembly; cytoskeleton organization. The transcript has 21 exons. Gene Ontology annotation, molecular function: actin filament binding.
CUUGCGGCUCGUCCAGCUGGCGCCCAGCCCAGCGGCUCCGCAAAGGCGCCGGUCGCCCGCCGCCGCCUGGCCGCUGGCUGGCUGGCCGGCUGAGGCGCGCGGGCUCGGCGGGCGGCGGCGCAGCCUCCCCUGCCCCGCCGCUCGCCCCACCUUCUGCGCCGGAGAUCGACAGGCACGGAGGAGCGCCAGCCGCAGCCGCGCACAAGCGCCGCGGCGCGCCCGGCUCGCCAGCCGCAGGGAGGCGGAGGGAGCCAGCAGGAGCCGCCGCAGAAGAGCCGCCGCCGCCGGGCGGGGAGGCCGCGCAACAGGUGCCCGGGGGAUGCGUGCUCCAGCCGCGCCGCGGCACGGGGCCGAAGCCACGCAAAAUGAGCUCGAGCACGGCAGCUUCCCAACUACAGGCUGUGCAUAGCCAUUUGGAGAAGCCUUCUGGAGCUGCAAUCCUGUGCCACAAUUGUGGUAGUCCAUGCAAAGGAGAAGUGUUGAGAGUGCAGAAGAAGUAUUUUCAUAUUAAAUGUUUUGUUUGCAAAGCGUGUGGAUGCGACUUGGCGCAAGGGGGCUUUUUUGUGAGACAAGGGGACUACAUCUGCACGUCGGACUACCAGCAGCUCUACGGCACUCGGUGCUUCAGCUGUGAGGAAUUCAUUGAGGGAGAGGUGGUCUCGGCCCUGGGGAAGACCUACCACCCAAACUGCUUUGUGUGUGUGCUCUGCAGGCAGCCGUUUCCUCCUGGGGACCGCGUAACUUUCAAUGGCAAGGACUGUGUCUGCCAGAAAUGUUCUCUGCCCCCUGCUGGUACCAGUUUUCCAGUCCUCCAAAAUUGUGGGAACUGCGGCUCUGAAAUCAAGAAUGGUCAGUCUCUGAUAGCGUUGGACCAACGCUGGCACCUGGCCUGCUUCAAGUGCAAGAUUUGCGGCAAACUCCUCAGCGCGGAGUAUAUCGGCAAGGACGGAGUUCCAUAUUGCGAAAGAGACUAUCAUGCUACCUUUGGGAUACAGUGUGACCGUUGUGGGAAGUUCAUCACUGGCAGAGUUCUGGAGGCCGGAGAAAAGCAUUACCACCCUACAUGUGCCUGCUGUGAUAAGUGCAAUCAGGUGUUUGCUGAAGGCGAAGAGAUGUAUCUUCAAGGGACUUCUAUUUGGCAUCCAGCCUGUAGACAGGCAGCCAAAGUUGAAGAAAAGGCCAAGGAAACCAGAACAUCGUCUGAAAGCAUAAUUUCUGUGCCUCCUUCAAGUGCAUCGGGUUCCCCAAGUCGAGUAAUUUAUGCAAAACUUGGAGAGGAAAUUCUUGACUACCGAGACUUGGCUGCUCUCCCCAAGAACAAGGCCAUCUACAACAUUGACCGCCCAGAUAUGAUCUCCUACUCUCCCUACAUCAGCUACUUGACCGACGACCGGCACAGCCAUGGGGAGGGUGACCAAGAUGACCAGUCCUUCAAGCCGUGCCGGAUUUCAAGCCCCAGUUCCACCAGCUCGCUGGGCUACGGACGUACCACUCCUCUUUGCCAUUCACCUCCGAAUUUCAGCAGAGCAGCUGGUACCGAGACUCCUGGUACCAGCAGCUGCAUCUCCCUGCCCAACCACCCCAGCCUUACCUCUGCAUUCAGACAUCAUUACAUCCCCUUCUUCAAAGGCAGUGAAAGUGGCCGGAGCACCCCAAGUUUAUCCCUCUGUUCAGACAACAAAUCUGCAUCCUCUCUCUAUCAGCAGGCGCCCAAACAUUUUCAUGUUCCAGACACUGGAAUAAAAGAUAACAUCUAUAGGAAACCCCCUAUCUACAGACAGCAUGCAUCAAGAAAAUCAGACAGUGAUGGGGGUUCUGAUCAAGACAGCAAGAAGUUAAAGUCUAGCUGGCUGGCUUUGAAAGGGGACGUGGAUUUUAGAACUAACUCUCCUGAUUUGGAUACUCAGUCACUGCCGCAAAGUCCUGGGACAGACCGACAGCUUCAGCGGCUGCAGAGCAACACAACCUGCACCUACCUGCGAUUUCCAUAUUCCAAAUCAGCUUCUCUUCCCGAUUACGGAAAGAAUGGGUUACAGCAUGCUGCAAACAUGGCCCCAGAUGACCAGGACACUGCCUGGGGAAAGAGAGAAUACAAGGUCUAUCCGUAUGAAACACUUACCGUAACCAACAGAGUUCGAGUAAAACUACCGAAGGAUGUGGACAGAACCAGGCUCGAGCGCCACCUCUCCCCUGAAGAGUUUCAGGAAGUCUUCAAAAUGAGCAUCGAACAAUUUGAACGACUUGCGCUUUGGAAACGCAACGAGCUAAAGAAAAAAGCUUUGCUUUUCUAGCCUUCCCGAGACGAAGAGAGAUGUGCUCAACGUGAGCCAGCUCCAUGCUUACUUCCACUUCUUGUGUGCACUUGCUAUUGACCUCGUAAAGCUUCAUUGUAUUCAGGCAGAAAAAUAGGCACGAAGAGAGAGGCCCAGCUAAAUCUCUCCGUACCGCCAGAUCUUUAAAAGAUAUAACCAACCUUGCUUUCAAUUACUGCUUUACUUGUUGCUUGCUGCAAAACCAAAACAGAACAAAAUCCAGAAACCAGUUAUUUCAAAUAGGAAAGAAAGAACUGUCAUUUUGAACGAAACAAAAUACUCGGCUACAAUUUGACUACAACAUUUCUGGACUUGUGAGCAAAACCUACGUGAAAUCAAAGCUGAUGAAUCGGGAGGGGACUUCCCCAUGAGCUAAAAAAAAAACUAAGCCGGUGUGAAAAAAGGUCAAAGAAAAGCAUGUCAAAAACCCACUCUUGCCAAUGGUUGUGCGUGACAUCUUUUUAGAAAUACAGUAAAAGCAAACCUACAAUGUAA